Molecule: messenger RNA, 2466 nt
Organism: Medioppia subpectinata
Lineage: Eukaryota; Metazoa; Arthropoda; Arachnida; Sarcoptiformes; Oppiidae
Source: the annotation of a GenBank genome assembly
AUGCAUAGUUUGCAAUCGUUUCAACGCCUGUGCGAAACCGAUCGCAUCGCUCUCCUCAAGAAUAGCUCGUUUGAAGUCUUGUAUUUGUUGUCUAUUAUGCGAUAUAAUCCGGCGGCUGAUUGUCUCACUUUGCCCAUGCAAAAAAUUCGCGAACAGAAGUUUGAAUGUAACUAUGAAGGAAUGUGUUCGAUCAACAUAUUAACUAGGAAGUUUUGUCAAAAGUGUCGGCUCACCAAAUGCUUAGCUAUCGGUAUGAACGAGGAAUACAUAUUGAAUGACGAGGAGAGACACAUCCGGCGCAUGAAAGUAGAGGCCAAACGUAUGGCAUUGAAGGGUAGCGACCAAACCAUAGACACACCGCCGGCAUCCCAGCCCUCGUCGUCGUCGCAAUCGGACACCAAUAACAAAACAACCAAUAAUACUGACGACAUGUUUGCCACGAAUUUAAAUAUUGAUGCAAACAAUGAGUUAGACUUAGACUUAGACCAUGCGGUCGGCUUUGGCGUGCAAUUGAUCCCAACCGGUGAUCAACAACUAAUGAAGAUCGGGACUAACAAUAAUGAUGGCAAUAGAAAUAAUUAUACCGAUAACUCGCUUGUCAUUAAUAGCAACGACAUAUCGGAUGCUGUGUACCACAAGUUGGCACAGUUUGAGCUGUCGAUCAUACCUAUCGCCAGACCACUGCCGGCCGACAGUAACCGUAUGAACGACUCCGAGUGCAAAGUACUCCAGCAGUGGUUAAGCGCCGCACAAAAGUUUGCCAUCAAUAUAUCGUCGGACACCGAGACGGCCACACUUACCGAUCCACUGUUUGGUAUGAAAAUGUUUGGCCACAUAUUUGAAACACAGGUCCGCAAUAUUGUCGAUGUUGUGAAAUACUUGCCAUCGUUUCAACGGUUGUGCGAAUCCGAUCGCAUUGCUCUCCUCAAGAAUAGCUUGUUUGAAAUCAUGAAUUUGCGGUCUAUUAUUAACUACAACCCCGCGGAUGACUAUUUCACUCUACCCAUGGGAACCCAUAACUCAGUAAUUCUAAAAACAAACCAAUUGAAACAAGUUCAUCCAAAUGUGUACGAAAUACUUAUGAGCUAUUAUAAUAAAAUGUUGCCUAUUAUGGACUCGGAUAAUGUUAUUUUAGAUCUGUUAUCAGCGAUUGUGUUGUUUAAUCCGAAUAACCAUAAUCUUGAACACAAGGAUGUCAUCAAACUUCAGCAAAACAUUUACAUGCAUUUACUGAAGAGAUAUUUGGCCAUUAAAUGUAUCACAGAAUGCGAGUCUAAGACUAGAUUCUUGAGACUAAUGAAUACAUUGCAAGACAUUAACCAAUUGGGAAGAAUGCAAAAGGAAAACAUGACCGGAAUUGUGCAUGGUCUUAUUAUGAUCUAUAAACUGGUGCAACUGUCGUAUAAUACAGUUCUUCUGUACUUCUUAUGGGAAAAUAUGACUGAAUUUAAAUCAAAGCAAAAAAUUCGCGAACCGAAGUGUCGGCUCACCAAAUGCUUCGCUAUUGGCAUGAAGGAGGAAUACAUAUUGAAUGACGAGGAGAGACACAUCCGGCGCAUGAAAGUAGAGGCCAAACGUAUGGCACUGAAGGGUAGCGACCAAACCAUAGCCACACCGCCGACACCCCAUCCCUCGUCGUCGGGCACCGCCUCUUCAGACGAGACAAUGACAUCAUUUUACUCACAAUACAGCGAAACAACCAAUAAUACUGACCACAUGUUUACCACGAUUUCAACUAUCGAUGCAAACAACGAGUUAGACUUAGACUUAGACUAUGCGGUCGACUCUGGCGAACAACUGAUCCCAACCGGUGAUCAACAACUAAUGAAGAUCGGCUCCAUUGACGGCAAUAACAAUACGGAUUACUCGCUUGUGAUCGAUAACAGUGACAUAUCGGACGAUGUGUUCAGAAAGUUGGCACAGUUUGAGCUGUCGGUCAUACCUAUCGCCAGACCACUGCCGACCGACAGUAACCGUAUGAACGACUCCGAGUGCAAAGUACUCGAGCGGUGGAUAAGUACCGCACAAUUGUUUAAGUUAAAUAUAUCGACAAACAUCGAGACGGCUACACUUUCCGAUCCACUGUUUGGUCAGACAAUGUUUGGCCAUAUAUUAGAGAAAACGGUCCGCAAUAUUGUCGCUGUUUUGAAAGACUUGCAAUCGUUUCAAGGGUUGUGCGAAUCCGAUCGCAUCGCUCUCCUCAAGAAUAGCUCGUUUGAAUUGAUGUAUUUGCGGUCUAUUGUGUACUACAACGCCGCCACUGAUAAUUAUACUUUACCCAUGGGAACCCAUAAGUCGGUGGUUAUAAAAACCGAUUGUUUGAAAGAUAAGAAUGGAAAUGUGUUCGGAAUACUUAUGGGUUUUUAUAAUAAAAUGUUGCUCAUUAUGGACUCGGAUAAGUUAUCAGCGAUUGUGUUGUUUAAUCCGGAUAACGAUUAUCUCGUACACAAGGAGGUUAUCAAGUAA